Messenger RNA from Yamadazyma tenuis ATCC 10573, 1839 nucleotides. The record is from RefSeq and is a predicted model, not a curated record. NCBI's taxonomy places the organism in Eukaryota, Fungi, Ascomycota, Pichiomycetes, Serinales, Debaryomycetaceae.
AUUUUCAAAACACCCGAAAGUUGCUCACAACUUAAUCUACUGCCUAAGGCUUAAAAUGUUAGGACUUUUGAACAUGCCUUUCCCCCUGGCUGCCUCCAGGAUGCCCUCACCGGUUGUUGGAGGCUUCAUCCAAAAAAAUCUCUUGAAAUUGCGCCUCUCGGUGUUCCAGUAUGUGUUUAAACUCGACCUGUUGUUUCCUCCCAUCGCCAGAAAGAAUAUUCAAGACCUCAGCAACAAGACCCGCCAGGCACUUGUGUCACUCCCGGUGGCGUGCGCCGUUGACGACUUGGAAAUAUACCAGAAUGACAAGGACCAAAUCUACGAUCUCUUGGAGAACCCGACCUUUUAUUCCGGUGAAUACCGAGUAUACGAGACUUCCAACCCUCAGCCUCUGGCACUGUCGGCCCAGCCCUCCCACUACCAUACCUCUCACAUCAAGAAGGAGGAGCUCGAGUUGCGGUACGGCCUGUGCCUCCCAGAACAGCCUCAGCAGGCGUAUGGCACCCAACCGGUUUAUAUCAGUCAGCAAUCUGCCAAUGAGCUUAGUGACAGCCACUUCCACCUCAACAUGGUAGGAGGUAGUGAUGGUUACUACUUCAACGACUUCAAGCCCCACUCGGCAAACUUGGAUUACUACUCUAGUUCCACUGAAAGUUAUAUCAGUCCUUUGGAUGACGAGCUUUUUAAAAAGAAAGACUUCUCGGUAGUGAGCUACCACAACCCUUCGAUCGCGUCGGUGGACUUUGAUCUCCACAGCGAGAUCACCGAUGCCAGUGACAGGUUGGAUUUUAUGGCUCUGAUUUCUACUCCUGCUACUUCUGGUGUAUCGACCACCAUGGCCGCACCCGACCAAAAAAAGAGAAAGAACAUACCUGCCAAAAGUGCCACCCUCAAAAAACCCAAAAUUAAGGUAGAGGAGGAUGAGCUCAUAUUGGCCGACGAGGCUCCAGGGGCAGCCGAGGACUCGGAGGAAGAAGUGUAUAAAUUCGAAUGCAGUUUCUGCGACGCCCGGUUUAAGGUAAAAGGUUACUUGACGCGACACUUGAAAAAGCACCAGUCUUUGAAGGCCUUCCGGUGCCCCUUCUACAACGAGGAUCACCAGGCCACCGAUGGCUCUGGCAAAGGUACAAAAUGUCAUCCCACAGGUGGGUUUUCCCGAAGAGAUACGUUCAAAACCCACUUGAAGGCAUUGCAUUUCAUCUAUCCCCCGGGCACCAAGAGCUGUGAGCGGAGCUUGGUGGGGGGUCGUUGUGCCGGGUGCUUCUCCUAUUUUUCCAAUAAUAUAGAGUGGUUGGAGAACCAUAUAGUCAAGCAACAAUGCAGUGGAACUGUGUUGGGAUCGGACUAAGAAGAUUGGAUGUUCAUUUCUUUGUGUAUGUAUUAUUAGCUAGAGUAUAAUUACCAGUAUGGGUGUAGAAUAAACGAAAAUUAAUUGUGCUAGUGUCCUAUGGUGACGAAUGUCUUAUCUGUUCUCGCUUAUGGUUGCAAUUUUCACACGAAAAAGCGGGACAGAUAUGAGGCUUGCAACAUUGAAUUUUUAUCUGUGAGGUGCUUAUCACGAUGUAACACAGAAACAAAUGGAAUGCGUUUAUGCGCUUUCAACUCCGGGAUCUAUGUACUGGGGGUCAUAAAGUCGCCGGGAAACUAAGAGUUUAUACCGUUUAAGCUUUUUGCGUUUCAUAAUAUUUGAAGGGGCCGAUCUGUCAAUAAUUUCCAAAUAGGGGAGCAGAUGUCCGGGAUCUUCGCAGGUAAGUGAACUAAAUUGCCAGGUAUUGGAAUUGUUGCCGGUGUUAACUGUGGCCCCAGCCAGCUCCCCUCCACAGGUGUCUUUGUGGCCCC